Molecule: messenger RNA, 2025 nt
Organism: Leishmania mexicana MHOM/GT/2001/U1103
Lineage: Eukaryota; Euglenozoa; Kinetoplastea; Trypanosomatida; Trypanosomatidae
Exons: 1
Coding region: 1-2025 (674 amino acids)
Source: RefSeq, a predicted model, not a curated record
AUGGACAGCACCGUCUCCCUCUCCGCUGCAUCUGACUGCGCGGAUCCGCUGCUAACGCGGCUGCAGGACAGUUACACGCGACAGAAGCGUCAGCUGGCGGCACAGAAGCGUAAGCAGACGGAUGUGGAGCUGCAGACGGCCGCGGCGCACUGCAGCGACCUGCCACUCACUCUAGAGCUUCUUUCUGACGGAACGGCGUCCCUCUUCGAUGAGCUGGAGCGGUUGCUGGAGGCCCGCCAUGAGCAGUGGAACACUCCUAGUCGCGAGGUGGCCCUGCUGCAGCACAUUCGGCUACAAACGAACCGGGAGAUGCGCGAGUGUAUGUCGUUCAUAGAGGAGGGCUACAGAUCCGGGUUUGAGAAGCUGCUGCGCGAAAGCUGUCUCGAGAAACGAAACGAGGCGCUCCCCAAGACACCCGUGUCUUCUUCACUCGCAACAACCACGUUAAAGAAUGUGCAGAGUGCAAAGGCGGCGUCGGUGGCGUCAUCGGUGACACCGGCGGAGGCGCCUUCGCAUCUCUCUCUGAGGGAGGCGCUCUCAGAGUCCAUCAGUCUUAUGGCGGAAUCUUUGGCAGUGCUGCUGCAGUGCGAGGUGGUGCGAGUGUACCUGUACGACAGCAAUGCGCAUCUGAAGUGUGUCGCGCAGUUCCCUUACCGUGCCCAACACGCCGACCCGAUGCACUCGAGCUACCUCGCCUUGAUGGCAGUGCGCGAGGUUCAUCACAUUGUGUGCCAAGAGCGCCUGGUUAUCAACGGCUGGCUCAGCAAAUCCCACAGCGCAAACGACGGCAGCGCUGCCGCUGCGGACAACGUCGGAAGCAGCGCCGCAGCCAGCGGGCUCGAGGACAUUCGAACCUGUCUGUUGCUGCCCAUCUUCUCACCGGAAGGGGUGGGAAAGCCUUACGGCCUGGUACACGCGGUGAACAAACAGUAUCCCACGGCCCUCGGUGUCGCGACCGACGAAUCGACGGAGGUCGCGCAUGUCGGCUUCAACGCAGAUGACGAGACGCUGGCAUCGAGCGUCGCUCGCGUACUCGGAACCAUGCUCCGCCGGUACCCAGCCGAGCUCUUCUUCGCCGCUGGCACGGGCGAGAAGCUACGUCGGAGGGCUUUUCCUGGCGAUGCCGAGGUGCUUAGCCUAACGGCGCAUCUGCCGCCCAUCCUGCAGGACGAGGUUCAGGAUGCUGCGGAGGUCGCUCAGCUUGCCUUGUCCCACCUCACGCCGGUUCUCGUGCAUCGAGUACCCAUGACUGUCAUUUAUGAGGCCCGUUCCGCGGCCGGGGAAGGGCGGCGGCGUAAGCUGGCCGUCCUCGGACCCCGCGAAAGCGCAGUUUCCUCCGUAGAAUUCAAUCUGCGUUGCUUGAAGGAGCUGUGGGAGAGCAGCCGCGAUGACAACGUGACGCUGCACAAGCAAUGCCGCACCUUGGAAGAGCAGGUGCAAGACAUGCGACUGCUCUUGCGCAAUGUGCUGGACGGGGUGGCUGUCGCGCGCGCGAUGCCGCUUCGCACUGACGUGGCACAGUUCCUGCACAACCUUGAGAUGUACGGGCGGACAGAGCGGACAGAGCGGAUGGCGGAGUACGUGUCAGAGCAGAUGCUAGCCAUCCCCGACACCACCGCCCGCGCACCUGGUGCCGCGCACACGCGCGCGAGGGCUUCCAACGUGGAGGUGGACACCAAAGCGACACAAUCCCAUAUUAGCGGCAGCGACUUACGGGCUCUGCAAAAUCAUCACGCUCGCCUCAACACCGUAACACCCGCCUCACUGCACUUUGACGGGCCCAGCGGCGUCCGCAGCUACACUUCCGAUCCAGCGCAGAAGCGUGAGCAGGUGCGCUUCAUCGACGAGCUGUGCCGCCUUGCCCAGGACGAGAAGCCGUCGCUGCCGUUAACGCGCAGAGGAGAUGGUCGCCGGCAGGCACUGCCCAGCACCUUUCCCACUGUUACUCGCGCAAAGGCGGAGAGAGGUUCAAAGUCUGCGGUGAAGGAGGAUCUGUACCCAUGUGGACGCCCGUUCAAGCUCUGA